AGGCCCCGGGCGGUGGGCGAGGACUCUCCCUCCAACGGGCGAGGACUCCGCCUAGGGCUGAGGAUGCACCCGGCCCUCCCAGGACCUCUCCCCGCCUCCCGGAGAGGAGACCGGCCCCGGGGGGAGGCGGCGGGCAGUGUCCCCGGCCACCCCCGCCCGCGCUGCCCGGCUCCGUGUCUGGGCGCACGCAACAGUCGGUCGUGACACCCGCCGGGCGCUCGGCUCCUCCUUCUGCCGCCGCGCCCCGCUCGGCCUGGGCCAGGCUGUGCCCGCGCUCGCCGGGCUCGGGCGGCUGACGCCUGUCGCCGCCCGCCGAUCGGGCCGAGCGGUCCCCGAGCUCGGUGGGGGGGUGCGGUGGGGGGCCGGGGGCGAGCCUCGGCCCGGAAGCGAGGAGGGAAGGCUGCUUCGGCUCCCGGACCCCGGGUGGGGCCGCCGGGACGCGGGCGAGCCGGGGAUGCGGCGGCCGGACGCAGGUGGGUGUGGCGCGAGCACGCGGCGCCGGGCGCGGCCGCCCGUGGGGGUGCCCCGGGCCCCCGCGCACCGCUGAGAGCCGCCCGUCUCCUUCCAGCCGCGGAUGAGCCGCGGCUCGGCGGCCCCAUGCCCUUCCCGCGCACGCCGCCGCGGGCGGCCGCGCCGAGCCCGGGGGUCCCCGCCGCGCGAGCCCCGCCCCGGAGGCCCGGCGCCCCCCGGAGGGCCGCGGCGCCCGCCCGCGCCCUGCCUGCGCCCUCAGCGCGCCGCCGCCGCCGCCGCCGCCGCGGAGAAGAGGAGGCCCCCAGAGCGGCCCGAGGGGCGGCUGUCCGGCUCCUGGCCCUCGGCCACCCUGAAGAGGCCGCCGGCUCGGCGCGCCCCCGGCCCGGCCCCUCCGCGCGCCCCGGCCCGGCCCGCCCGCCCCGGCCCCGGCCCCGGCCCCGGCCCCGGCCCCGGCCCCGCGGGGGCCGCAGGGCCCGACGCCGCCGUGCGCUUCUCGCUGAGCCUGACCCCCGAGGCCGUCCUGCUCCUCCAGAGGCGCCGCCUGGAGAAGCAGCUGCUGCCGCGGCCCUGCCGGCCGCCGCCCUCGCCCGCGGCCGCCGCCAGGCGCCUGCUCGGGCCCGGGCCCUGCCCCUGCGCGCCGCCCGCGGGCCCCCUGCCGGCCCCCGCCCCGCGCCCCGCGCUGCCCGUGUCGCUGCUCAACGAGAGGCACAGGUACGACGACGUGGAAUACGAGGAGGAGGCGCCGGCGGUGGACGAGGGCCUGGUCCGCAAGUGCACCGAGUGGCUGCGCGGCGUGGAGAAGGCGGCCGCCGCGCGCGACCACGCGGGGCCCCUGGACACGCUGCCGCACCUGAGCACGCUGUGAGCCGGCCUCCCGCCGGCCCCCGCGCCCACGCCCGCGGGCCCCGCCGCCGCCUGCUGGCGCCCGCGAGCGGGACCAGGGCCGCCGCGGCCCCCCUCUGGCUAGUGGACUCGCCGCUCCACCUGGCGGCCCCGUCGGCCUUGCACCGCACACCUCCGGGGCUCCUGGGAGCCUGAAGGGCCGGCGAGAAACAGGCUCGCCAGACCCCCCCCCCCCGCUGCCCGCCUCCUGCCCAGGCUCUCCCCACCCUCAGCCCGGACAGCCCCCUCUCCCCUCCCACACCGUGGACUCUACCCCACGAGCUUGCCUCCUGCAGCAUCCUGGCCGCCUCCUCGCUUCCCACAUGCGCUUGGGGCUCAGCUGGCCGGGGAGUAAGCCUCGGUGAAAAUGCCUCUGGUCCCCACCCCUAAGAUUCUUGUAUGUCCCAGAGACCCUCCGGCUGGGCCAGUGAUCUGUGACUUUCUCGGGUGCCCGGGUCCGAGGAGAGGUGUCGGCGGGCAGGAGCGCAUCCAGCAGGGGGGCUGGCUGUCGCAGAACUGGGCGUGGUGCUGCAUUUAUGACUUUGUUUCUCCAAAAUAGAAAACAUGUCGGGGGAUGGGAAAGCUUGGAAACUCAAGUUAACCGAACUUUCCAACUCGGAGGGGAAGGGUGGGAACCGCGGCAGUGACUCCGGCAGUGACUCCACCGGGCGAGUGAGGCUGGACUGGGAGGGGCUCUGUCCACGCGGAGGCGCCUCCAGGCCCCGGGCCUGCCCGCCGCGCAAGCCUUGCCCGCGCGUUCACACGCACGCUCCCCCACCCAUUCCCACAGCGCUCACUCGCGAACACUUACACUCUCGCUCACACGCUCGCUGCUCCACACUCCUAUACACACAGCCUCACACUCAGUGCUCACACACACGCACACACACCUAUCUCCCUCACACAGCACACGGCUGCGGGGAUGGUUUUGGAAGGCUGGGUGGAGAUGUGAGCAGGAGUGAGGGUCGGCUUCUCCUAAAACUCACUGUUUUUAUUUGAAGUGCUGCUCACAGAGUAACUUCUGUGCUACAGAAGGAAAGGCUGACCACAGGGAGGGGGGAAAUGCGAAGAGCUGGAUGCAGAUGUAGAACAGAAUGUUCCGGGCCAGAGGAGCAGUCUACUGAAGGAAGAAAGUGGGAGUCGCUGGCUGGGGUGUGGGCUAGAUGUGUAUGUUUCCAGUAUUUUUAAUCACUGUGUAAAAAUCAGUAACAUGGAUGUACAGUUGUGUAUAGUGAUUUAAAAAAAAUUCUACUUAUUAUUUGAAUAAAGGGUAAAACUCCUCAGCCUUUUAGGAGCCAGCCAUAGCCUUCCCCGCUAACUCCAGGCUGAUUUCUUGAUAUUUCCUCCACACAUCUGAUUAUAUUUAACUCUAAGGUUGAGAAGGAAAACAAAUGUCAUCAUCAGAUAAGGCUGGGCAUAGCAGAGUAAUCUAUUACCUCAACUCUGACUUAUUUUGUAAGAGUCAAUAAGUAGCUGAAUGUUUAUCAUGUUGGACUUUAAUGUGGUAAGUCUUAAUUACAUCUUACAUCGAAGCCUUACAUUUUUAAAAACCAAUUUUAUAUUUUUCUUGUGAUCUUUGCGCUAGUUUCUCCCUCUCUCUCUCUCUCUUGCUCUCUCUCUCUCUCGGCACAGAUCUAGUCAAACGUGAAGCAUUUAAUUCAGCGGGAGCUAGGUCAGCCAGCAGAUGAGUUGCCAAAACAAAACCCCUUCCACUGAACAGCCUGUGUUGUCUGAAUGCAAAGAGCUCGGUUGUCCUUCAUUUCAAAUGAAUGUACUAAUGCCAGGGUGCGCAGGUGGCAAUCUGGCCGGGGUGGCGUGGAGACGUGUCCCAUGGAUGCUGUGGCAGAGGCGGAGUGCUGGCCCUGGACGGUGCCCGGUGGGCUCGGAGUGAGCUCAGGGUGCAGCGCGCUAACUUGCUCUGUGUGCGCUCAGUGCAGAGACCAGUCACGGAGAGACCGAGCUUUCUGCUCCUUACAGUAACGCUUUAAAGACCCCUAAAGUAAUCGACUUCCGCAAGCAUCUUUCCGUGUCUGCCUGUGUGUGUGUGUCCCGGGUCCUGACGCUGUCACAGCGCGUGGCUCUUUGUGUCCCUUUCACUUCUUUGUCUCUCUCUUCUCCCCCCUCCUUCUCUGGGUCCCCGUCCCCAUCUCUCAACUGGCUGCAGUGGGACACUGAGCUCUUUCUUCCCCGUGGCUUUUGUCGAACAGUUUUUUGUGCCUUGUUCUUUGCUGUAAAGGCAGAUGAGUGGAAUGUUUAUGGUUCUCUGUUUGAUGACCCUCAAUAAAAACAAAAGGUUCUAUACACGA
Molecule: messenger RNA, 3659 nt
Organism: Mirounga angustirostris (Northern elephant seal)
Lineage: Eukaryota; Metazoa; Chordata; Mammalia; Carnivora; Phocidae
Gene: PRR18
Product: proline rich 18
Exons: 1
Coding region: 575-1336 (253 amino acids)
Source: RefSeq, a predicted model, not a curated record